GAAAUAAUAAACAAGAAUGUGUCCCCAGUACAGAUGAAUUUUCUUUCUUACCUACCGUUAUUAUUGCCUGCUUUUGUUAGUUCACAAAAUGCUUGGAAUAUGAUGCCUCAGGGUGGUGGUGAAGGACAUCAGUUCUAUGGACAAAUGCCACCACAGUAUGCCCAUUUUGAUGGAGCCGCUGGAUCAAUGUGGGGAAAUAUGCAAGGAAACCCACAAGGUAUGCCAUCAGAAAUGAUGGGCCCAACACCAGCACCUGCCCCUUUUGGGUCUACCACCAACAAACCAACACGACGAGAAUACAUGUUGAAACAAGCACCUAAAAGAAAAGUGGAUGGACCAAAGGUCCCUGCUCAUAAAAGAAAUUACUUGGACUUUGGUUCAAUGACGCCUAUUCCAACGAAUAAAGACGAGCUUGAACUGUUUGUAGAAUCUCUUGAAAAAAUGGCGACUGGAUUUCAUCGUAUGGAAUUUCGAUUAACGAAAGCUUUUAAAAUGGUAGACAAAUAUAUUACAACUUUAUAAUUAAAUG
Molecule: messenger RNA, 529 nt
Organism: Mytilus trossulus (common blue mussel)
Lineage: Eukaryota; Metazoa; Mollusca; Bivalvia; Mytilida; Mytilidae
Exons: 2
Coding region: 34-522 (162 amino acids)
Source: RefSeq, a predicted model, not a curated record